This is a messenger RNA of Culicoides brevitarsis, 929 nucleotides long. Its product is annotated as fatty acyl-CoA reductase wat-like. Gene Ontology annotation, molecular function: alcohol-forming very long-chain fatty acyl-CoA reductase (NADP+) activity. NCBI's taxonomy places the organism in Eukaryota, Metazoa, Arthropoda, Insecta, Diptera, Ceratopogonidae. Gene Ontology annotation, cellular component: peroxisome. Gene Ontology annotation, biological process: long-chain fatty-acyl-CoA metabolic process. The transcript has 4 exons. Bases 9 to 923 code for a protein of 304 amino acids. The record is from RefSeq and is a predicted model, not a curated record.
AGGAAUUGAUGCGUGUUUACAGCAAAAAAUUGCCAAUUGUAGUCGUGAGACCCUCAAUUAUCAUGAUGACUUACUCGGAUCCGAUUCCGGGAUGGUUGAAUAACGUUUACGGCAUCAAUGGCGUGUUCACGGGAGUCGGUUUGGGUGUCUUACGGAUCUUUUUGAUCGAUAAUCGGAAGAAGGCGGAUAUUAUCCCGGCGGAUAUUGUCGUUAAUUCGUCUUUAGCGGUGAUUUGGCAUUCCGUAACGAAAGGAGCAAUAAAAUUGAACGAAAAUGACAAAAACAGGACGGCACCCGUUUAUAACUGCGUUAAUUGCGUCGAUAAUCCCAUCACGUGGGAAGUUGUGAAGAAAAAUGGCGUUCCCAUGGCCGAAAAAUUCACUACAACCAACAGUUUGUGGAUUGGAUUGUACAACACGACACGCUAUCAUUGGAUUUACUGGAUCUUGCGGAUAUUUUAUCACGUGAUUCCCGCAUUUUUCUUCGAUUUCGUGCUAAAAAUGCAGGGAAAAGAGCCACGGGUCGUUAAAAUUUACAAGAAAAUCCAUCGUUUCUCGGGAGCCAUCGCCUAUUUCACGAACAAAGAAUGGAAUUUUGAGACGAAAAACAUGCGAAUGGUCUUGGAUGACAUGUCCCGCGUUGACCAAAAAUAUUUCAUGAGUGACAUGAAAAAGCUCAAAUGGGAUGACAUCUUUGACGUAUUUGGGCGCGGAAUUCGUCUCUAUAUUGGCAAGGAGUCGUGGGAUACGUUGCAGCAAGCACGGAGCAGAUAUCAGAAAAUACAAAUUUUGCACUAUAUUUUGCUCUUUUGCAUCUACAGCUUUUUGGCGUGGGCUGGAUAUCAUAUUUUGAAGUUUUAUGGAUACGUUGAUACUUUUCAUCAAAUGUAUUCGUACGUUAAAAUUUCAUUGGUUCAGAAAUGAAAUGUU